Messenger RNA from Teleopsis dalmanni, 2293 nucleotides. RefSeq lists its product as uncharacterized. Gene Ontology annotation, biological process: maturation of SSU-rRNA. The record is from RefSeq and is a predicted model, not a curated record. The transcript is spliced from 4 exons. Lineage: Eukaryota; Metazoa; Arthropoda; Insecta; Diptera; Diopsidae. Bases 173 to 2293 code for a protein of 706 amino acids. Gene Ontology annotation, cellular component: nucleolus; nucleus. Gene Ontology annotation, molecular function: RNA binding.
AAACAUUAUUUUUUUUUAAAUUAUUUUUCAGUGUAGUUCUAUGGUAUAAAAUUAACAUCUGGUACCACCUAAAACAUCAAAACAAACUCCACGUGCGUUAGCAAUUGAGUGUUGUUAUAUUUUGUAUGAGUGUAUUUUUAAAAGAAAAAUAUUAAAAAUUAAAUUUAAUAAAAUGACAAAGUUUAUGUCUUACUACAACUUGUUUAUGCUUUCGGAACCGAAAGAGUUAAUAGGAAUUGAUGCUGAUAGAGAUGAUGGACAUAUUAUCGUAACACUUGGAAAAAGUAUGGUGAUGAUAAUAAAGAUUAGCACUCAAAAAAGCGUACGCAGCUGGUUAAUUUCGGAAAAACUGUCUGCAAAAGUUGUCUACGAUCGUCAAAGUGAAAAGUACGUCGGUGUAUUUGGAAAUCGUGUAAUACGGUGUUGGGAUGCUAACAUUACUGAUGUUACGAAAUGUAAACGACUAAAGUUUAAAAAAAGUAUUGCAGAUCUUCUAACGGUAGAUAAUGAUACUUUCGUACUUUACAGCGAUGGAUCAUGUGAAACGCUCUCCAAAGCUAUAAAUUCACGUAAAAAUGAUAUAGAAUCAGGUCCAUUACAGAUAGAACUCUCUGUUACCUAUACAUUUAGUGGUGCUUCAAUUUGGAAUUUAGAAGAUUCGAAAAUACUUACUUAUUUUAAGCAUAAUAAUGUAAAUGGAAAUUUGGAAUUAAUAAGACUUGAUCUCGAGAAUAAUAAUAUAGUAACCUACAGCAUAAACAGAACAGAUGAAAAUGUUAAAAUUGCUGGUUAUAUUGUUUUUGAUGAAGAUGAUGGCCCAACGUUAUUAACUAUAUGGUCUGACAGGCGCAUAUUUUUACUUAAUCUUCAAGGUACAGAACCGGAAAAAUCCCCUGGUGAUUUUGUUGCACUACUUACAGAACUACAACUUGAAAAGCCGAUUUCUUUGGUAAAUGUGUCAAGGAAUUUUAUAGCUAUUUAUGGAGCAAACAGUAGUAAAGAUGGUGGCUUUUUACUACUAUAUAAUACAAAAUUUAAAGUUGUCAAAGGUAAACAAUUUUUCAAAAUUUAUUUUGAUGUCUCAAGGCUUUGGAAAAUAAAAGAGCAUCUCCUCUUGGCAAUGGGCCAAAAUUUGUCCGUCAUUUCGUAUCAGAUGUCAAAAGAUGUUCUCGCAGACUUAAUUGGUUCACAAAUUAGUAACGAUUAUACAAAACUAGCUGAAUAUGACUUUAAUGAAGAAGAAUCUUUCCACGAGGGUUUAACUUUGGAAGAACAAUUCAUCCAGAAUGGAACUGGAGUUAAUUUUGCUAAAAAUAUGAAUCAUUUCGACAUGCCUAAAGCUGAUGGCCAGAGUACUGCAUAUGAAUCUGUUUCUAAUUUUAACAAUACUAUUAACGAAUUAUCAAGACUACAUUUACACAUUGAUGUUUUAGAAAUUGAUCGGAAUCUCAAUGAAAGAAAAAUUAGCCUUAUGAAAAAUUAUAAUGAUGAUGGCUUUGUUAAUUGGCAUGUUCAAACUAUAGCAAAUCGAUUGGAACGUAGCGGUGCAAGUGAAUAUGAAGUUACUGAAAAACUUCUUACUUAUUUAAUAAAGGCAGAUCUUCUACAAGAUAUUGCAGUAUGUUUAAGACGUUAUAACAAUUUAUCAGAAAAAAUUCUUGCGCGAACGUUAUCCUAUUUGCUAGAAAAAUUUACUCCAGCAGAAAAUCAAAGUCAAAACGAAAAAAAAACAAAUGACAGUACAGAACAAAUGGAAGUAGAUUUACCAGAAGCAUUGGAUAAUGGUACUACGAUUGCAGACAUACCAAACUUUAAUAUUUGUGAACAAAAAUUUCAGAGAAUUAAUAGGAAAGUCAAAGUUGUUGACGUUUUAAAUACGCUUCUUUUAUGUACAUUUGAUACCGAAGCGAUUGUUGUGCACUUACGUCAUGAAAUUGACUAUCCGAAACUUUUAAAAGUCUUUGUCCAUUUGUACAAUUUAUUUACUAGUAAGGAAACAGUAUUUGAAAAGCAUAGCAGCUAUCUGCCACAAUCAAUUUAUGUCGAAAUACAAAUUAUACGUUGGCUCAGUGUAUUUCUUAGCUCACACUAUCAAAACUUGGUUCUAUCAAAAGAUGAAAAUAUGUUAAAUAUACUUGUCAAUUGGAGUACUUUAGCUAGUAACUAUAUUCGCCAAGCUGAAGACUUAAAUGAACUUCACUGUCUUAUUAAUGAUUUAUUGGAUUGUAAGAGUUCAUAUACUGAAAAUAAUUUAAAUACAUGGUAUUCGAUAGAGGAAGUAAAUUUAUUUUAA